AGCAACAAACAGAUUUAUUAAAGUCUGGAAUUCAUGUUGAUGUGACUCCUUCAUUAUUUAAAUAUCCAUCAUUCAUUAAAGAAAUUAAAUUUGAGGCCUUAUUGUUAAAUAUAAGAGACUGGAUUUUUCUUAGGCAUCCUUCUGAAGUUGAUCGUAAUUUGAUUUUAAGAACUUUGCUGGAAGUGUUGGCUGAAUAUG
Molecule: messenger RNA, 198 nt
Organism: Dentiscutata erythropus
Lineage: Eukaryota; Fungi; Glomeromycota; Glomeromycetes; Diversisporales; Gigasporaceae
Source: the annotation of a GenBank genome assembly